CCCGCCUGCCCGGCCCCCCCAUCAAGCCGGACGCCAUGGACAUGCGUUAAUACGCACAGUAUCCCUGUCAACAUGACAACAGCCUCCACAUCUAAACCAUAUACAUCACCUGAAAAUCCAUGCGGUGUCUCAGCAGAAAAAGUUGGCCAGAUAAGGCCAAAGACACCUCUGCUGAACAUCCUGCAUGAAGCCGGUGCAUCAGGAGAACACUUCACAUUGAAGGAGGUAAUGCACUAUCUUGGUCAGUAUAUAAUGUUGAAACAACUGUAUGACCAACAGCAACAACAUAUUGUACAUUGUGGAAAUGAUGCCCUUGGUAAAGUAUUCGGAGUCCAGAGCUUCUCUGUUAAAGAUCCAAGCCACUUGUAUGAAAUGCUUUCGAGGAACCUAAGAACUGCCAACUUGCAAGAUGCUGCACAGACUCGCACACUUGUAAAGGAUACGAAAUGCCUGCCUAUGAGGGAAGAUCGUCUGAAGUGCCCUGCAUCAGGUGAACUUAGUGAAGAAGAAACAACUGCCUGUAGCAUACCAACUACCUCACGUUUAAAAAGAAAGAACUCCGAAUCAGAUGAGUCUGUGACAGAUGACCAAUCUGAAUAUCAAGCCAAAGAUAGUAUUUCUGGUCUCUGGGAUGCUGCUGGACUGCCAUGGUGGUUUAUUAAAAGCUUGCGCACUAAUUAUGGAAGUAGAAAGAGUGGAUCAACAGAUAUUCACAGCAACCAGGAUAUAGACACUGCCAUUGUUUCUGAUUCGACUGAUGAUCUGUGGUUUCUGAAUGAACCUGCCAAUGACCAAAUAAAUGUGGAAAUCAAAUUGGAAACCAUUGAGCCCAAAGAAAAAGAUGCCUGUGAGGGCCAGAAAGGGGAGGAAGGAAAAAACACAGAUUGCAAGGAGGUUAUUGAAGUUACAAUAUAUGAAGCUGAUGAUGAUCUGCCAAGCUCGGGAGAUGCUACUGACACAGAAAUCUCUGAAGAGGUUGAGAAUUCCAGUGAUGUAAAGGAUUCUUGGAAAUGCACCAAAUGUGGAAAGUGUAAUCCUUUGCAGAAACAAUACUGCCUGCGAUGCUGGGCACUUCGCAAAGGCUGGCAUCUCAACCCUAAGUUUGUACAUUCCACAUCUGACCCAUUAAUUACCGGCUUUGAGGAAACGGAGCACGAAGAUAUAGAUGUCCCUGACUGUAGGAAGUCCAUUUCUGAGCCUUUAAUUCAGACUGCAGAACUAAAAUGCAAGGAGAAAGGGAAACAUGCCCAAUGUGGCUCUUCUGAAUCCUUAGAAAGACUUCUGCAGCCAUCCACAUCAAGUAUCAGCUUGCCUGGAAGUAAAGAGGACAUUGAGCCUGUGGAUCAAGGAGCAAAAACGCGGUGUGAAGAAUCCUUGCAUUUUCAAAGGAAUCGCUUGGGACCCUGUCUUGUCUGUGGUAUACGACCCAGGACUGGGAAUAUCAUCCAUGGAAAGACGGGACAUCUUGUAGCAUGCUAUGCAUGUGCUAAAAUGUUACAUAAGCGCAAACUGCCUUGUCCUGUGUGUGUGCAGCCAAUUAAUACAGUUAUAAGAACUUUUAUAGGGUAGCUACAUGCUAUGCUGCCAAGGUGACUUGUAUUGAAUGUGCAUUGUAAAACCAUCUCUGUUUAUGAUUCUUUAUCCAUCUGGGAUUUUCCAACCUCCUUUGCAACACGUGAAGGUAACGGGAAAGAACAAAAUACCGGAAGAGCCAGGAAUCUAUUUUGGUAUAUGUGGAGCUGUUUAUUACCAUGCUGUUCUUGUUGUGGAUUUCUGACAUUAGUUAUUCAUCCUAUUGAAAAAGAGCAUACAUUAGUCAUUUAGUUAAUUAAAUUAACACUGCACUGCACAGGUAAAUCAAAAUACUGUAAACUUGACUUCAUUAGACUUUCAUUUGUUGGCUGCACCUUAUUGUGAUUAUGUUGUAACAGCUAAAGUAAAUGCCCCGCACAUUAAUGUAGCCAAUAUGUGAGAUUGUAGCGUGAGGGAUGGCAGUUUUGAAGUUGGAUUUAGAUUCUGGUCAGCCCAUUAAACAUUGGGUUCUACAUUUAUAUUUAUUUUUAGCUGGAUUUUGAGUAGCCUUGUACAGCUCUUCGAGCAGUGGUGGUACUAAAACUUGUUGAUUUCUUUCAGUUGUCAUGCUCUUUAACUGUGAUAUUUUUAUUAGUAUUUUUGAUAUUGCCUAUAAUUGUCUUCACUGUAAGCUGGACCACAGACAAGUUUAAAAAAAAAGUUGCUGAAAGUUUUCAUCAACUGGUAGUGCACUCGUCUCUGAUUCGCAGAGGUUCUGGGUUCAAUACUUUAUAGGCUGUAAAGUACUUGGAGGCGUUGGAUGGUCAUGAUAGGUGCCAUAUAAAUGCCAGUCUUUUAAUUUUGUUAAUCUCCUUUUCCUAGAGGCAGGAGGUAUGAUUAUCAGAUUCAGUUUGCUGCUGCAUUGCCUGUCGUCAGCAAAUUGUUUGCCAAUUAGCGCCUAGAAUUUGAAACUUGAUGCUACUAUUGGAUUAUAAACACUAAUAACCUUGAUUGCCAUUGGCUGGAUAUAUUUAGCGGUUGAGACUCAGAAACUUAGAGGAAUGACAAAAACGUACAAUAUGCUUUUUUUAAUGUUAUAUUUCUGUGUUCAGUGCAUAAUUUCUCAUUGAUUCCAUUAUUGCCUUCAUCGAUGAUGGGCCUGUAGUUAUUCGUUAAUAUAACUGAAAGCGCUUUUUCCAUAUACAACUCCAGUUUUAAAAGAACAUUUAAAUUUCUACUAAGUGCUUUUUUUUUGGACAUAGGCUUCACAGAAAAUCUAGUGACAAUGUUGGCUGUCUGAGAUUAAAUUGGCAGGCUGUCUGAGAUUAAAUUGGCAGUGUAUUAGCUAAUGCUUCCUUCCAAUGCCACAAAAUAUAUGGCCUCAGUCCAGAUAAGCUUUUUAGCUUUCAAUUUUGAAAUCCAGGUGAGAAGUUAUGAAGUGGAAUUAUUUUCUCCAAAUUAAAACCACUUUACUUUCGUAUUGUGCCAUACAGUGACCCAUCUAUAUUUGGUAUUAUCCUGACAAGCUGCUGCUGCCCACUGUUGUCCUAUGGGGAGAAAGAUAUUCCAUUAAUGUUUCCAUGUAUUAUGAAAAAUACCCUGUGUGUUAAUAGUUAGCAAGUUUGCAAUUUAAUGUUAACAAAUAUCCUAUUUGUUGUUUUCAAACCCCUUCAUGAUUCUCAUUGAGGUGGCCACUGUUGUUGUCAUUUCUGGGUGUUUGUGUGGAAGUCAUGUCAUUAAAUUAAACUGUCCUGGGGUGUGAUCAUUUUUUACUAGGUUGCAAUGGAUGCAUAGUGGUUCGUUCAGUCCUGCCAGAGAAUGGACAUUUGCACCAAUAAACUAGCAAGAAUCUAACAGUUUGCUGUUUCUCAUUCAGUAAGGUGCUAUGUGAGCACUUUUAACAUGCGUUUUCUUUUUUGGACUUAAACAUGAAAAGAAAAAUAAGAAAAAAGACCCAAUCUCUUGCUUUUUAUGAUUGUUCGGAGGGACAGUUUACCUUUCUUCGUUCCAGUAUAUAGUGAAUCAUGACUGACUUCCAUUUCAAAUUGAUUGACGUUGUCCAUGUGGUGUCUACUCAGAUGCUUUUUCUGGCUUUGGCUGAUUGGCACUGUAAAAUAUGGUUAGUUCUGGGUGUGUGCAGGGUUGGAGGGUGCACAAAAAAGGUGACUUAGUAUAGUUCGUAGCAUAAGCCAGUCAGAGCUGAAGAAAGCUUUAGUAGACACCAUGUGAGCAGAGCGAAUGGAUGACAGUUACCUGUAGCUCAAAAAUGGAUGGUUGGUACCUUUGCUUUCAGUGCUAUCAUUUAUAAAAAGUGCAGUUUUUUUGAUGAA
Messenger RNA from Carcharodon carcharias (great white shark), 3842 nucleotides. It is a transcript of the gene mdm4, whose product is annotated as MDM4 regulator of p53. The transcript is spliced from 11 exons. Gene Ontology annotation, biological process: regulation of cell cycle; negative regulation of apoptotic process. Gene Ontology annotation, cellular component: nucleus. The record is from RefSeq and is a predicted model, not a curated record. NCBI's taxonomy places the organism in Eukaryota, Metazoa, Chordata, Chondrichthyes, Lamniformes, Lamnidae. Bases 73 to 1569 code for a protein of 498 amino acids. Gene Ontology annotation, molecular function: ubiquitin protein ligase activity.